Molecule: messenger RNA, 1062 nt
Organism: Letharia columbiana
Lineage: Eukaryota; Fungi; Ascomycota; Lecanoromycetes; Lecanorales; Parmeliaceae
Exons: 4
Coding region: 1-1062 (353 amino acids)
Biological process (GO): protein phosphorylation
Cellular component (GO): nucleus
Molecular function (GO): protein kinase activity; ATP binding
Source: RefSeq, a predicted model, not a curated record
AUGUUAACGGUAUUUUAUUUAGCAUUGGCUAAGCAUCGCAGAGGUCGAGGAAAAAAAGAAGGGCAUACUGAUUGCCAUGAGUUCUACAAGAACGAACCACCGAAAGAGAUCACUAUCAUAAGUAACGACUCACCACAGCCGCCAUCUUGGAAAGGGAACGAGCGACCUCAGCAGCAACAGCCACAAGCAACAGUGAGAGGUUCACAACAUGCCAACAAGAAGAGGACUAGUCAGACAGCUGCACACGAUACUGCAAGGGACCAACAGGCAUUCUUCCAUACCCGCACAUACUCGAAUGAGAACAUUGAGUCCAACACUAUCUUGAUGGAUCGAACCACAUCACUACAGACUACGGCACCUACAUCACUGGGGCCACAUUCGAUUCAUGGGACCAGUGGUGCGCACGACGGGAAUAGUGCGGUUGGGCAGAAGAGGAAACGCGUGACUCAGCAACCGAUUCGUGAUGAGAUGGAAAAGAGGAAGAAGAUCAAGAAGAAGUUGAAGGAAGAGAAGAUUAAGGUGGUGGGAGACGCCCACAGUUCCUCUAUACCGCCACCGAAGCCCCACGUAAAGGCUGGAGAUAUCAAUGUGCGUUCGAUCAAAGAUACUGCGACUGUGAACGGGGAGACCGACGAUGCUGAAGGCUAUUACAGGGUAACGGAGGAGAAUAGGCGCAUAGGUGACAGAUACUGUAUCGGCAGACCUCUGGGCAUGGGCACCUCCGGCGAAGUCCAUGAAGCCUUUGACAAGCAGACAAAAUCGAAGUGUGCAAUCAAGAUCACUCGAGUUCAGGAUGAGGCCCGCGAUGAACUGCGGGUGCUACAGACUUUGUACCUUAACGACGAACAGAAUCAGAACAAAUGCAUCCACCUACGUGACUGUUUCGAAUUCUGCAACCACAUCUGCAUAGUCACCGAUGUUCUAGGCAAGAGCCUCUCCGACUUUCUCAAGGAUAACGAAUCUAUGACCUUCCCAAGCAGUCACAUACAGAGCUUUGCUCGGCAGCUAUUUGUCAGCGUUGCGUAUAUGUCACCUCUCCUACCUUGGUUGCGGUCCAACUAA